CUCCAGGAUCGCAGCGUCACAAUGUAAACAAGCCUGUCGAACCAAGCUCAAGCUCAAGUUACAACUAAGCGACCCGGUACCGCCCUCGAAGCCCUCAGCGCUGUUCUCUGGCAUUCCGCGCAAAGACCCACCUCACAAGACACCAUGUCUGCCGAGAAGAGACCCGCGUCCGACGACCCCUCGGGUCAACUGGUGGUCAAGCGCCAGAACCUGGGCGAGAGGGCUCUCGCAAGAGCCAAUGCCUCUGGCAGCAGUGCCCUGAUACAGUCGACACCACGGACGAGCGGCCUUCAAGCUCCGGUGAUGGAGCUGUCUGGGCAUUCGGGGGAGAUCUUCACCGCGAAAUUUGACCCCAGCGGAAACCUGAUCGCCUCCGGUUCAAUGGACCGCAGUAUCAUGCUCUGGCGGACCUACGGCGAUUGCGAGAACUACGGCCUGUUGACCGGCCACCGCGGCGCCGUCCUAGACCUCCAGUGGUCCCGCGACUCCGAGAUUCUCUUCUCUGCCUCGGCCGACAUGCACCUUGCCAGUUGGGACCUGACCUCCGGGCAGAGGAUACGGCGCUAUGUUGGCCACGAGGAGGUUAUCAACACGUUGGACAUCAGCAAGCGCGGCGAGGAGACGUUGAUCAGCGGCAGCGACGACGGCACGAUAGGCAUAUGGGACCCGAGGACCAAGAACGCGGCAGACUACAUCGAGACACAGUUCCCCAUCACAGCGGUCGCCAUCUCCGAGGCUGGCAACGAGAUCUAUUCGGGCGGCAUCGACAACGACAUCAAGGUGUGGGACAUACGGAAGAAGGGUGUGGUUUACUCCAUGCUGGGACACCAGGACACCAUCACCACCCUCAGGGUCUCGCCAGACUCGCAGAGCUUGUUGUCAUACUCGAUGGACUCGACGGCACGGACCUGGGACAUUCGGCCGUUCGCACCGACCGAGAGGCACAUCCGCACCUUUGAUGGCGCGCAGGUGGGCAUCGAGAAGAACCUGGUGCAGGCCAGCUGGGACAAAGAUGGGAAGAAGAUUGGCGUUGGCGCCGGCGACGGCACUGUUGUCAUUUGGUCGAGCGACAACGGCAAGCUACUCUACAAGCUGCCGGGCCACAAGGGCACUGUGAAUGUUGCGGAGUUUGCCCCCGGCAAAGACCCCAUUAUCCUGUCGGCUUCAGCAGACCGGACAAUGCUGCUCGGCGAACUGAGGUGAGAUUGUGACAUCAGGAGGGAACCGACUUGUGUUUUACCAGGAGAAGGGACGACAAUAUGGCGACUCUACAGCACAGACCAAGUGAUCCGAUGGCACGGUCUUUCACAGACCGCGAGAAAAAUUGCGGGUGUUCGUCUCAAUAUGUAUGGAGACGUUUCGGCGGGCCCUUGUGUGGGUCGGUCGUGGAGUGAGUCUGGCACAUUGAGAAAUUGUCAUGUGCUGAUGACACGCGAGUCCUGGCCCAGUUCGGGACCCGGGGACAGUCCGCACUCGCCGAGCCGGAUGCCGCAGCAUGCGGCUCAAGGUCGUGACGGGGACGUCGUAGGAGACUGGGCGAGCGGCAUAAAAGCAGGGCGCGGUGGACAAUGAGACCCGGCCGGCCGUCUCGCGAGACCUCGGCAGGCAGCCAGGCAGUUCUAGCAGUCAGGAAGUCAGGCACAUGCGACUGUGGCUGUGCCGUCCGCCUCGUAGGGGCUCUGGACUUGGGACGGUGAGGAGAAUGUUUGAUGCGUGCUGGCGUACAACCACGUGCAUCGCCCUUUGUAUCAGAAUCCCCCGCGAUCUCACCAUUCAUCUGAUGACGCAUUCGUGGAGUCGAUCGGAACUCGUUACGCCUUACGCCUUGUGAAACUUGAUAGGCACAAUCGCAGGCGGCAAUCAAUCGCGAGGGGGAAAUAGUUCCCUGGGCUCGCCUCGGUCCAGUUGUCGGACUUUGCAUCAGUGAAAGCCAAAAUAAUGAGAGCGAUCAUGCCUUUCAGCCUUGUCUCUCGUCUACCCGCGUCGGUUCAUGCAACUGACUUGUCCACAAGACGCCGAGAUGGAGGUGGUGACGUUGUGGCUGCCGGCGGCACCUGUCUUUUGAAAUAACCUCAAUAAAGUGAGAAACAACGGGCCCAACGAUUGGGCUGGAGUGUCUCUCAGCUCACAACUCAAAAUGUUGCUUCACGAGGUAAUAUUUCGCAGCCCGGCCGCCCGCCCGCCCACCAACGACGACAACGUCACACCAAGACAAGAGCUUGGCGGUAGCGAGGCCCGGACGAUUGGCCAGAGGCCGCCACGGAGGGCCAAGGUGAAACAGCAUCCCAAGAUUUCGGAUCCCCCCCUGCAUCCGCGCAAAUGGGGGCCCCCCUGAUUCAUGUAAAACAGAUGCAGCUUAUUUUCCACCCAAAGCUGGGAAAGCUGUAACGGAUGGUGUGGGGCCCUAGCCAAUCUCGACCUUUGCCCUCGUCGAACCCCUACGGGACUUGGGGGAGCGUCGAGCGCCGUUGACGGCUCUCAUCAGUUCAUCGUUUUUUUUUUUGCCGGUCCUCUAGACCUGGCUGGGGUCGGUCGUACUACCAACUUGGUACACUGUGGAGUAGCCUCAGGGGGGUGCCAAACGGCGCGUAUGGGGUUGCAGUACAUGCAUGCAAGGGACAUAUAGAUCAGUGGCAGAGGAAAUUACCGCCUGUUAGCCAUGUUGCAUGCAAAGACGAUGGGCGGCGGGAGGAAGAUUGCGUAGAGAGACAGAGACUGAGAGACAGCGAGCCCACGGGCCGGCGGAUUCGAGGUGAAAUAAGCUUGCACACGCAGACACACCAUAGAUGGGAUGGACCUGAGAACGCCACGGCAUCUGAAGCGGACC
This is a messenger RNA of Diaporthe batatas, 2827 nucleotides long. RefSeq lists its product as uncharacterized. Gene Ontology annotation, cellular component: catalytic step 2 spliceosome. The record is from RefSeq and is a predicted model, not a curated record. The coding region runs from base 145 to 1203 and encodes 352 amino acids. NCBI's taxonomy places the organism in Eukaryota, Fungi, Ascomycota, Sordariomycetes, Diaporthales, Diaporthaceae. The transcript is spliced from 3 exons. Gene Ontology annotation, molecular function: protein binding; RNA binding.